GCUUCGGCGGAGGACCCUCUCAGAAGCGGCGGCGGCGCUAGGCCUGGGCGGUGUCUCCGCGGCACUUCCCGGCGGCCGGCUGCUCUGAUUGGGGGCGCUGGUAGCCGGAGGCGGGAGCGGGCCCUGGCGUUCAGCCGUCUCCGUCCCCUCCAGGUCCCAGCCGGGGACCCAGCUCACUGCGGCUGUGGACAGCGGCCUGGGAGGAUUGCCCCAGAAUGAAAAUGUGGCUCUGGUGUUUGGUGGUCUGUUUGGUCCUUGGGACCCUGCAUUCCGAGGUAUCCAGAGGGAAGCUGGCACCUGUGGAUCCUGAAACAAAUAUGAAUGUGAGUGAAAUUAUCUCUCACUGGGGAUUCCCUAGUGAGGAACACCUAGUUGUGACAGAAGAUGGAUAUAUUCUUUGCCUUAACCGAAUCCCCCACGGGAGGAAGAACCAUUCUGACAGAGGUCCCAAACCAGUUGUGUUCCUGCAGCAUGGCUUGCUGGCUGAUUCCAGUAACUGGGUCACAAACCUGCCCAACAGCAGCCUGGGCUUCAUUCUGGCAGAUGCGGGUUUUGAUGUGUGGAUGGGGAACAGCAGGGGAAACACCUGGUCUCAGAAACACAAGACUCUUUCAGUUUCUCAGGAUGAAUUCUGGGCCUUCAGUUACGAUGAGAUGGCAAAUUAUGACCUACCAGCUUCAAUUAACUUCAUUCUGAAUAAAACUGGCCAAGAACAAGUGUAUUAUGUGGGUCAUUCUCAAGGCACCACGAUAGGUUUCAUAGCAUUUUCACGGAUCCCGGAGCUGGCCAAAAAGAUUAAAAUGUUUUUUGCUCUGGCUCCCGUGGCCUCAGCCCAGUUCGCUAUUAGCCCUUUAGUUAAAUUAGGACGAUUUCCAGAUCUUCUCAUUAAGGACUUAUUUGGGGUUAAAGAAUUUCUUCCCCAGAGUAUGUUUGUGAAAUGGCUGAGUACACAUGUUUGUACUCAUGUCAUUCUGAAGGAGCUUUGCGGAAAUGUCUUUUUUGUUAUGUGUGGAUUUAAUGAGAGAAAUUUAAAUAUGUCUAGAGUGGCUGUGUAUGCCACACACUCUCCUGCCGGAACUUCUGUGCAAAAUAUGUUACACUGGAGCCAGCUUAUUAAAUUGCAGAAGUUUCAAGCCUUCGACUGGGGAAGUAGUGCCAAGAAUUAUUUUCAUUACAACCAGAGUUACCCUCCCUCUUACAAUGUGAGAGACAUGCUGGUGCGGACCGCUGUCUGGAGCGGGGGGCAGGACUGGCUCGCGGACGUCAGCGACGUCAAUAUCUUACUGACCCAGAUCUCCAACCUGGUGUACCACAAGCACAUUCCUGAGUGGGAGCAUCUUGACUUCAUCUGGGGCUUGGAUGCCCCGUGGCAGCUCUAUAAUGAAAUGAUAAAUCUAAUGAGGAAGUAUCAGUGAACGCCAGACUGGAGACAUUUACUGUCAAGUCAUGUUAAAUUUGUUUGCUUAAUUUCUCUAAAUAUACUUGUUCUCCUUUCCCAGGCAUUUUGUGUUUUUAUAUCCAAGAAAAUUUUGCCGUUGAAGAUGUCCAGUUCUCUCCAAUUAGGAUAAAUGCUUUCGCUUUUUCUGUUCAAUCAAACAAACUGCCCGCAAACCUUUGAUCCUCUCCCAUGGGGAGGAGAGUGGUCUUAAACCUAAGGAGGGGUGGGUGAUGGUUUGGAAAUCCGCAGUUUCCACUGAGCGAGGCUGUGAGUGGAGACUGAUCCCUGAUUAGCCCAUUUGAAGGUAGUGGCUGCAGGUGGGACCCUGGAUUCAAGGACUGUCCAUCAAAUGCUCUCCUUGGACAAAUGAAGCAACCAAAGCGGGCAGAGACAAUGCCAUAGGGCCCCCAAAACAUAGAUUUAGGGGUCUAAUGUGAUUUCUCCCACUACUCUGUAAGCUUGAAGAUAUAUCUUACUUAUCUCUGUAUGCCCAGAAUCUAACACAAAGCCUGGAAUAUUAGUGAGUUAAUAAAUAUAUGUGGACUGACAGAA
Molecule: messenger RNA, 1990 nt
Organism: Mesoplodon densirostris (Blainville's beaked whale)
Lineage: Eukaryota; Metazoa; Chordata; Mammalia; Artiodactyla; Ziphiidae
Product: lysosomal acid lipase/cholesteryl ester hydrolase
Exons: 10
Coding region: 216-1415 (399 amino acids)
Biological process (GO): sterol metabolic process
Cellular component (GO): intracellular membrane-bounded organelle
Molecular function (GO): sterol ester esterase activity
Source: RefSeq, a predicted model, not a curated record